CAUUUUCAUGACCGCCAAGGAGAUUUCUACUGUUGGUUGAAUACAACAAUGAUGGAAAACAGAAUUGUGGUAUACGAUUUGGAUCUUGACGGGUUUGACUAGAGGAAAAUUCCUUCCCUAGGAUUCCAGCUUGAAAUCGUGAUGAUAGACUAUGAUGGUUCUAUUCCAAUAAAGAAAAAAGCUGAACAGCCGAGCAAGGGAUUUAAUGGAAGAGUGGGAAAUUCUCCCUUGUCAAGUGACGGAGUGGCUACUACUCCCGAUCAAAGUAAUGUCUCUGAAAACCAAGACAAUGUUGAUGAUGUAUUCUCUGACAGUGAUGGAGAGGAAACCAUGCCUGCGAAGAGUAGUCAAGCUCGAGCAGACUCUGGAGCUGGGCCUCCUGCACAUCUUGAAUCUGGCCCAAGAGUGGAUCAUCAAAUGACGGCUUUAACACACGGGACUCAACGGCUGUCACUCGGCAAGGAGUCCAGGCAGAUUAAUGCGUCCAAUGAAGCGAAAAUUGAUGGGGCUGGGAGAUUGGAGUCGGGAAGGAUGAGUGAUGACAUCAAGGCAAUUGCAGCGGAUGCUUCUGUUUUUACUUUUGGAGAUGAUGAAGAGUUUGAAAGCGAGUGAAGUACCAUUGAGAUUCAUCUA
Messenger RNA from Camellia sinensis, 633 nucleotides. NCBI's taxonomy places the organism in Eukaryota, Viridiplantae, Streptophyta, Magnoliopsida, Ericales, Theaceae. The record is from RefSeq and is a predicted model, not a curated record.